Camellia sinensis is the source of this 546-nucleotide messenger RNA. The record is from RefSeq and is a predicted model, not a curated record. NCBI's taxonomy places the organism in Eukaryota, Viridiplantae, Streptophyta, Magnoliopsida, Ericales, Theaceae.
AUCCGUGGAUUUCUCUUUUGUGGUGCCAUAAAGAUGUCAAAGGCCAUAACUUCUGUGAGAUUGCUGGUAAACAUGCUAAGCCAACUCAAAUACAUGUUUAUUGUGAUACUCACUCGGCUGGGUCUCUCUAAACCACAAGAAGAGAACUUUUAUUCAGGGGAGCUUAGCAAUACCACCACAGCCACAGCCAACAACAACAAUUAUGUGCUCAUGUUGGAUUGGUCAUCACUAGUCCCGGUCCCAGUCCCAGUUCCCCUGGUAACAGCAUUCAUCAAGAAACAGAUACCUGUAAUACAGUUCGGCAAUUUCCUGGAGAGAAGAAGAGAAGAUGGUAAGGAUGAAGCUGUGGAGAAGGACGUGAGCUGUGCAGUGUGUUGGGAUUGCAUUAAUAGGCGGCAUGAGAUGAGAGAUCUGUGCAACUGCAGUCAUGUGUUUCACAGAGAUUGCUUGGAUAGAUGGGUGGAUGAAGGUAGGGUCACUUGCCCUUUGUGCAGAUCUAUGCUUCUUCCUCCUAACACCAAUCCAUUGAUGAGUUAUGAUUCUUAA